Molecule: messenger RNA, 2284 nt
Organism: Galeopterus variegatus (Sunda flying lemur)
Lineage: Eukaryota; Metazoa; Chordata; Mammalia; Dermoptera; Cynocephalidae
Gene: FSHR
Product: follicle stimulating hormone receptor
Exons: 9
Coding region: 73-2079 (668 amino acids)
Biological process (GO): follicle-stimulating hormone signaling pathway; male gonad development
Cellular component (GO): membrane
Molecular function (GO): follicle-stimulating hormone receptor activity; protein binding; G protein-coupled receptor activity
Source: RefSeq, a predicted model, not a curated record
UGCAGCCUCUGAAAUCUGUGGAGGUCUUUUUCUGCAAAUGCAGGAAGAAAGCAGGUGGAUGGAUAAAUAAGCAUGGCCUUGCUCCUGGUCUCUUUGCUGGCAUUCCUCAGCUUCGGCUCAGGAUGUCGUCAUCGGAUCUGUCACUGCUCUAACAGGGCUUUCCUCUGCCAGGAGAGCAAGGUGACAGAGAUUCCCUCCGACCUCCCCAGGAAUGUGGUUGAACUGAGGUUUGUCCUCACCAAGCUUCAAGUCAUCCCAAAGGGAGCGUUUUCGGGAUUUGAAGACCUGGAGAAAAUAGAGAUCUCUCAGAAUGAUGUCUUGGAAGUGAUAGAGGCAGAUGUGUUCUCCAACCUUCCCAAGUUACAUGAAAUUAGAAUCGAAAAGGCCAACAACCUGCUGUACAUCAACCCAGAGGCCUUCCAGAACCUUCCUAACCUCCGAUAUCUGUUAAUAUCCAACACAGGUAUUAAGCACUUGCCAGCUGUUCACAAGAUUCAGUCUCUCCAAAAGGUCGUACUAUGGUUGAAUAAGAAUGGGAUUCAAGAAGUGCACAAUUGUGCAUUCAAUGGAACCCAACUAGAUGAGCUGAAUCUAAGUGAUAACAAUAAUUUGGAAGAAUUGCCUAAUGAUGUUUUCCAGGGAGCCUCUGGACCAGUCAUCCUAGAUAUUUCAAGAACAAGGAUCCACUCCCUACCUAGCUAUGGCUUAGAAAAUCUUAAGAAGUUGAGGGCCAGGUCGACUUACAACCUAAAAAAGCUUCCUAGUCUGGAAAAGUUUGUCACCCUCAUGGAGGCCAGCCUCACCUACCCCAGUCACUGCUGUGCCUUUGCAAACUGGAGACGGAAAAUCUCUGAGCUUCAUCCAAUUUGCAACGAAUCUAUUUUAAGGCAAGAACCUGAUAUAACUCAAGUUAGGGAUCAGAGAGUCUCUUUGGCAGAUGACAAGGAGUCCAGUUACGGCAGAGGAUUUGAUAUGAUGUACAGUGAAUUUGACUAUGACAUAUGCAAUGAAGUGGCUGAUGUAACCUGCUCUCCUAAGCCAGAUGCGUUCAACCCAUGUGAAGAUAUCAUGGGGUACAACAUCCUCAGGGUUUUGAUAUGGUUUAUUAGCAUCCUGGCCAUCACUGGGAACAUCAUAGUGCUGGUGAUCCUGAUUUCCAGCCAGUACAAACUCACGGUCCCCCGGUUCCUUAUGUGCAACCUGGCCUUUGCUGAUCUCUGCAUUGGAAUCUACCUGCUGCUCAUAGCAUCAGUCGAUAUCCACACCAAGAGCCAAUACCACAACUAUGCCAUUGACUGGCAAACUGGAGCAGGUUGUGAUGCUGCUGGCUUUUUCACUGUCUUUGCCAGUGAGCUCUCAGUCUAUACUCUGACAGCCAUCACCUUGGAAAGAUGGCAUACCAUCACCCACGCCAUGCAGCUGGACUGCAAGGUGCAGCUCCGCCAUGCUGCCAGUGUCAUGGUGAUGGGCUGGAUCUUUGCUUUUAUAGCCGCCCUCUUUCCCAUCUUUGGAGUCAGCAGCUACAUGAAGGUGAGCAUCUGCCUGCCCAUGGAUAUUGAUAGCCCUUUGUCACAGCUGUAUGUCAUGUCCCUCCUUGUCCUCAAUGUCUUGGCCUUUGUGGUCAUCUGUGGCUGCUACACUCACAUCUACCUCACAGUGAGGAAUCCUAACAUCAUGUCCUCCUCUAGUGACACCAAGAUUGCCAAGCGCAUGGCUAUGCUCAUCUUCACUGACUUCCUCUGCAUGGCGCCCAUUUCUUUCUUUGCCAUUUCUGCCUCCCUCAAGGUGCCCCUCAUCACUGUAUCCAAGGCAAAGAUCCUUCUGGUUCUGUUCUACCCCAUCAACUCUUGUGCCAACCCCUUCCUUUAUGCCAUCUUCACCAAGAACUUUCGCAGGGAUUUCUUCACUCUGCUGAGCAAGUUUGGCUGCUAUGAAAUGCAAGCCCAGAUUUAUAGGACAGAAACCUUAUCCACUGUCCACAACUCCCAUCCAAGGAAUGGCCACUGCUCUUUAUCUCCCAGAGCCACCAACAGCUCCAGUUACACACUUGUCCCUCUAAGCCAUUUAGCCAAAAACUAAAACACAAUGUGAAAAUGUAUUUGAGUGCUGAAUGACAAUUUCCUUGACUUUGAAGAAUAUGUCACGGGACAGCUGCUAGAAUGCAUCUACAUAUUCCAUCUACUUUAUCCUUCCUGGCAUACCUGUAAUGUAAAUGGGCCACAAACUAUUAAUCCCAUGUGAUAGAUUAGGAAGCUGACUUAUUAAUAAAAAGAAUAAUUAAAAU